GCUAGCUUUCUCUCUCUUUUCAUAAAAUUUCCUAGUGUAUCCACCGGAGCAUACUCCUUGUUUAUGCUGCCACGUGUGUACGGCAUCGCAAUUCCAGGAGAGAGAACUUUUGAGAAAAAUAACACUGUCGCGGGCCACCUGCUUUUUUAUUGGCCCACUUGUAAACUGGAAACUGCUUGGCCUCCCUGUUUCAAUUCAUCGUCGCAACGUGUCCAAUAUCCAUAUCCCGAAAAUUUCGAUGUAUCGCCAUUAAGCAAUUUCAGUUGGAGAAAGGAAGAAAUUAGAGGGAAUUUCUAGCAAAUUUCUUGCCUACACAUUGUGGAUGGGAGGUUGUAUACUUUUAUUAGAUAUGGAUACUUGAUGGACACGUGGCAUACGGGCAGAGAGCGGUGGUCGGUGAUGGGUAUAGAGGGCAUGCUGCCCUCGUAGCUGGCUUGCCCAGGAAGCUUACACGAGAAUUUGAGAAAACAAAACACGUUGCUUUUUCUGUCUUUCGUCUCUCAGAAACGGAAACAAGAAAAGAAAUCUUCCUGUAUGCCUCUCUUUCUAUAGACUGCUUUUGUCCCGUUAUAAUUAAGAAUUUCCGGUAAUGAUUGCCUCUGGCGACAUGACGUGCGCUACGAUUUCCUUUGGAAAGGUUUUUCAAUGACGAACGUAUGCAAAAGCAUGCUGAGAGACAAGGACCACGAUUCACCAGCAAAAUGCCGGGAACGCCGUCGCAGGAGAAUCGAGAUGAGGAGGCUUGCUUCGAUACCGGCCUCUGGUACGCCUCCUCCGUCAAGUGAGAAUCAUGUGGAGAGCUCGAGCUCGAGCUCGACCUCGAGUUGUGUCGCCAAUGGGAAGCGGAUUCGGACUUCGGAAAUGGUAGAUUUGGGGGGCUUAAACUCGUCAGUUUCGCACGGAGAUGAAGUGGAGGAACAGGCGGUCGAAACGCCAAGCGGACCUCCGAUGGAUUGUCCAGCUUUUGGUACUAUGGCAGUGGCCGGAAGGUCACGUGAGAUGGAAGAUGCAAUAGCUGUUUACACAAGCCUUUGCAAGCCGGCGAUUAAUCGACGGGGACCUGUGCAUUUCUUCGCUGUUUUUGACGGUCAUGGCGGUCCUCACGUGGCGGCAUUAUGUAAGGAGAGAAUGCACGUGUUCUUAGAGGGAGAGCUGAUGCGCGUGGACCACCACAGUGGCAGUGGUGAGAACCGAGAUGGUAGCAGCGGCAACUCGAGGGAGCUUGACUUUCAAAGGGAUCAAGAUGAAGGAGAGAAGGGAUGGGAAGAGAUGUGGAGGAGAGUGUUGAAGAGAAGCUUCCAUAAAAUGGACGAGGCGGCGUUAAACACGUGCGCGUGUGGGUGCGUGGGGUUCGAGUGUGGUUGCCAUCCCAUGGAGGUGGCUCUUGGAGGGUCGACUGCGGUUGUAGCUGUCUUAACUCCAGAGCAUAUUAUUGUUGCCAAUUGCGGUGAUUCACGCGCCGUCCUCUGCCGAGGCGGGAGGGCAAUUUCGCUCAGUUUCGAUCACAAGCCGGAUAGAUCUGAUGAACUUGCAAGGAUUAAAGCCGCUGGUGGCCGUGUCAUAUUUUUAAAUGGGGCUCGAGUUGAAGGAAUUCUUGCUAUGUCCCGAGCUAUAGGACUAAACAACGUAUGCAAGGCAUGUGCACUACUUCAGAGUUUACGUGAGCCUUACGGCUUUGGGUAUGAAAUGGCUUGUGCUGUAUUUAGUAACUAGGCAUAAAAAAGAAUGCGGACGUCACAUAGUUUUAGUGUGAAAAGUUGCACCUUGAGGAAGCAAAUGGAAAUAAAGUUCGGCAAACGUGGACCGAGAUCGAGCCAAAUUAGCCUCUUGUUUUCUUUCUCCAAGCUUUUAAUCUUACUUUCAUUUAAUGUCUCCUCCCUCCCUCUCCACUCUUAUCUCUCUCUUUUGUCAUCAAUUAUUCUUAUUGGCAAAUUUCAUACAUGUGCAACACUGCAUUUUAAACAAUUUAUGCUUGUUCCUUAUGUUUCAUUGCUCUAUCUCCUCAUUGUGUGUAUUUUUGAAAUCACUUGUAGAAUAUGUAUAUGAACUUGUUACAUUGUUGGAGCUGCCUGAAGUUGGUAAAUAUGAUUACUCUUGUGUACAUCUGUUUUUGCUGGCUAUUAUAAGACCAAAUUUCCACCUUGGUACAGAUAUUGCAAGUGUAGUGCAAAAACUGGAUAAAACUUAUUCUGGUUACUUGUUAUCUGAAUGCUUGUACAUUGUAUGUCUUAUUUAAGCCAAUUUGCUUAUUUCUUUUAUUUUCUGGCAUACUUCAGUUGCAUGCUUCUUUAUUAUUAUUAUUAUUAUUAUUAUUAUUAUUAUUUUACUCUAUGAGUGUGUUUAGCCACUGAGAAUUUAUGUAACUUCAUGAGUGUACGUCAUAUAAGUUAAUGACUGCAUAUGUUAUUUUCACUGUUAAGAAUGAGAUGCUUUGAUGAUUGUCCCAUUAAAGUUACUAUGCAUCCCUUGGGCAAGAAACUCAUUGAUGACAAACUACUACAUAAAAAUUGAGCUUGUUGGCUUUGAUUUGGGAUUUUGGCUUAUGUACCAAUCUGCUGGUCAAACCAUGGAGCUGCCAAGUGAGUGCUGAAAUCUGAUGAAAGCUACAAAUACAAAUAUGUCACUAGUUACUUUUUUUUAUUUAUUUUUAUUGCUUUUAUUUUUAUUUAUUGUAAGAAAUCUUGCCAUGGGUACAAAUGCUGAUGCAUUUUCUCAGAAGUGUUAAGUGUUGAUUAUUGGUUCUUAUACCUUAGAUGUUAUGUGAAAUAACUUUAUGAUAAAUUUCAGUUGCUUUUGUUA
This is a messenger RNA of Jatropha curcas, 2799 nucleotides long. Lineage: Eukaryota; Viridiplantae; Streptophyta; Magnoliopsida; Malpighiales; Euphorbiaceae. The record is from RefSeq and is a predicted model, not a curated record.